AUGGGCGUCUAUUCGUCGUCGCCGCAGCUAGCGCUGCUGCUGCUGUUGUUGCUGCAGCCGCCAGUGGUUCACGCCUCCGAGGCCGAGCACCGCCUGUUUGAGCACCUGUUCCAGGACUACAACGAGAUCAUCCGGCCUGUGGCUAACGUAUCCAACCCGGUCAUCAUCCAGUUCGAGGUGUCCAUGUCCCAGCUGGUGAAAGUGGACGAAGUGAACCAGAUUAUGGAGACCAACCUGUGGCUCAGGCAGAUCUGGACUGACUAUAAGCUGAAAUGGAAUCCCUCCGACUACGCAGGCGUGGAGUUCUUGCGUGUACCCGCAGAGAAGAUCUGGAAACCGGACAUUGUGCUGUACAACAACGCUGUUGGGGAUUUCCAGAUGGAUGACAAAACCAAAGCCCUCCUCAAGUACACGGGGGAGGUGACGUGGAUGCCUCCAGCCAUCUUCAAGAGCUCGUGCAAGAUUGAUGUGACCUACUUCCCCUUUGAUUACCAAAACUGCACCAUGAAGUUCGGGUCCUGGUCCUACGACAAGGCUAAAAUCGACCUGGUCCUAAUCGGCUCCUCCAUGAACCUCAAGGACUACUGGGAGAGCGGCGAGUGGGCCAUCAUCAGGGCUCCGGGCUACAAGCAUGACAUCAAGUAUAACUGCUGUGAGGAGAUCUAUACGGACAUCACCUACUCGCUCUACAUCCGGCGCCUGCCGCUCUUCUACACCAUCAACCUCAUCAUCCCGUGCCUGCUCAUCUCCUUCCUCACCGUGCUCGUCUUCUACCUGCCAUCCGACUGCGGUGAGAAGGUGACGCUCUGCAUCUCGGUGCUGCUGUCCCUCACCGUCUUCCUGCUGGUCAUCACUGAGACCAUCCCAUCCACCUCGCUGGUCAUCCCGCUCAUUGGAGAGUACCUGCUCUUCACCAUGAUCUUCGUCACCCUGUCCAUCGUCAUCACGGUCUUCGUGCUCAACGUGCACUACCGGAGGCCAACCACGCACACGAUGCCCAUGUGGGUGAAGACUGUUUUCCUGGACCUGCUGCCCAGGGUCAUGUUCAUGACCAGGCCAGCCAGCGGUGAGGGUCAAACUGUGAACCUGAGGCCCCUCUAUGGCGCCGAGCUUUCUAACCUGAACUGCUUCAGCCACGUGGAGUCCAAGGGCUGCAAGGAGGCCUACCCCUGCCAGGAGCGGACAUGCAGCUACUGCCACCACCGCAGAGUAAAGGUCUCCAACUUCAAUGCCAACCUCACAAGGAGCUCCAGCUCUGAGUCUGUCGACGCAGUGAUGUCCCUCUCAGCUCUGUCACCGGAAAUCAAAGAGGCCAUCCAGAGUGUCAGGUACAUUGCCGAAAACAUGAAAGCACAGAAUGAAGCCAAAGAGGAACAAAAAGCCCAAGAGAUCCAACAACUGAAGCCAGGAGAAAUGUCCACAGAAACAUUCGAUCGAGAACCUGGGCUAUGAAUUUCCAAUCUUCAACCACCUGUUACAAAAAAUAAAAAAAAAAAAAUUAAAUA
This is a messenger RNA of Octodon degus (degu), 1505 nucleotides long. It is a transcript of the gene Chrna3, whose product is annotated as cholinergic receptor nicotinic alpha 3 subunit. Gene Ontology annotation, biological process: nervous system process; chemical synaptic transmission; signal transduction. Gene Ontology annotation, cellular component: neuron projection; postsynaptic membrane; synapse. Gene Ontology annotation, molecular function: acetylcholine-gated monoatomic cation-selective channel activity; transmembrane signaling receptor activity. The transcript is spliced from 6 exons. The coding region runs from base 1 to 1452 and encodes 483 amino acids. The record is from RefSeq and is a predicted model, not a curated record. Lineage: Eukaryota; Metazoa; Chordata; Mammalia; Rodentia; Octodontidae.